Molecule: messenger RNA, 2484 nt
Organism: Drosophila yakuba
Lineage: Eukaryota; Metazoa; Arthropoda; Insecta; Diptera; Drosophilidae
Gene: Rs1
Product: probable ATP-dependent RNA helicase DDX27
Exons: 5
Coding region: 72-2420 (782 amino acids)
Molecular function (GO): RNA helicase activity; ATP binding; nucleic acid binding
Source: RefSeq, a predicted model, not a curated record
AACACGCCACACGUGUGUUUUAAAUUGUAAACACGCGCUGGUGGAGUUUUAAAUAGUUCUUUGCUGCAAAAAUGGGUGCAACCAAGAACCUGGACUUGAUUGGCACCAUCGAGGACGAUGCCGAGGUCGAGAACUUGUCGGAGGACUCCGAUGCGGAGGUCGAGUACCAACCCACAAAACUGAGGCACAAGAAGGUGACUGAGUUUGAGAAGGGUUUCGAGUUCGUGUCCUCGGUGAAGGAGUACAACCAGGACACUUGGGACGACCUGAUGAAGUACGUAAAGCGGAAGGCGCGUACAAAGACCGACGACAAGAUCGCCGCCCGGCUGCAAAAGCGGGGUGGCGCAGAAGCUGUGGCCGCGGAGCAGAGCGAUGGAAGUGAAAUAGAUCUUUCCGAGGACGAAUUGAAGCAUGACAACCUGCGGCUAAGAGAAAAGAAGGAGUCGAAGAAAAAGAAGAAGAAGGCUGGAGAGGAGGAUGAAGAGGAUGAGGGAGAGAAGAUGCAAUUCGACGACACUGUGGAGGCGAACGAGCAGAUCACCUCCUUCUACCAGAUGAAUCUGUCACGUCCCCUGAUGCGUGCCAUCGGUGUCCUGGGAUACAUCUAUCCUACGCCGAUCCAGGCCUCUACAAUUCCGGUGGCUUUGCUAGGUCGUGAUAUCUGUGGCUGCGCUGCCACGGGAACGGGCAAAACGGCUGCCUACAUGUUGCCUACUCUAGAACGUUUGCUAUAUCGUCCUCUUAACAAUAAGGCUAUAACCAGGGUGCUGGUUUUAGUGCCCACUCGUGAGCUGGGCGCCCAGGUCUACCAGGUGACAAAGCAGUUGUGCCAGUUCACUAGUAUUGAUGUGGGUCUGGCCAUUGGCGGUUUGGAUGUGAAGGCUCAGGAGGCAGUACUGCGCCAGAAUCCCGACAUUGUCAUUGCCACUCCAGGUCGUCUAAUUGAUCACAUUAAAAAUACGCCUAGUUUCACAUUGGAUUCUAUUGAGGUUCUCAUUCUGGACGAGGCCGAUCGUAUGCUAGACGAGUACUUCGCCGAACAGAUGAAGGAGAUCAUCAACUCCUGCUGUAAAACACGUCAGACUAUGUUGUUCUCUGCCACAAUGAGUGAGCAGGUUAAAGAUCUGGCAGCCGUUUCGCUGGACAAACCUAUCAAGGUGUUCGUCAACAAUAACCAACAAGUGGCCUUCAAUCUGCGUCAGGAAUUUAUUCGCAUACGUGAGGAUAAGGAAGGUGACCGGGAACCUAUCCUGGCUAGUUUGAUUUGUAGGACGUUCCACGAUCACUGCAUGGUAUUUGUGCAAACCAAAAAGCAGGCCCAUCGACUGCACAUUUUACUGGGUCUCUUGGGCGUCCGAGCCGGCGAACUGCAUGGCAACCUCACCCAGCAACAGCGUCUAGAGUCCCUUAAGAAGUUCAAGGAGGAGCAGAUUGAUGUGCUAAUCGCCACAGAUGUAGCUGCUCGUGGUCUGGAUAUUGUGGGCGUUAAAACAGUCAUCAACUUUGUGAUGCCCAUCACCACUGAGCACUACAUCCAUCGAGUGGGCCGUACCGCUCGAGCUGGACGUGCUGGUAUCUCCGUUUCCCUUGCCGGGGAAAAAGAGCGCAAGAUCGUUAAGGACAUUAUCAAGAAUGCAGAGAGUACCAUCAAGAAUCGUAUUAUUCCGCCAGAGAUUAUUGAAAAAUACCGCAACAAACUGACAAGCUUGGAGCCAGAGAUCCAAAACAUUCUGGAUGAAGAACAGGCUGAACGACAGCUAGCCAAAACGGAGCAACAGCUUUCCAAAACGGAGCGAAAGCUGCUGGGUCAGACCAACGAGCGGCGUGGAUGGUUCCAGACGAAGCAGCAACGCGAGGCGGAGAAGGACCGCUUAGCUUUAACAACCGGCGACGAGGAUAAAGUAUCUGGUGGAAAGGGCAAGGGCAAAACGGCCGGAAAGCGUAAGCGACCCGAGUACGGAGGCGAUGGCGAGGAUGGUCCACCGGUCAAGGAGCUCGAGGCAAAGCGCAACAAAAAGAAGAAAGAGGAGCCUCGUAAGAAGACGCCCGAGCAGUUGGCUAAAGAGCGAGCAAUGAAGGAGAUCGAGAAGGUGUCCCUUGUGCGCGCCAAGAUGGCCAAGCUGCGCAAACGUCCAGGCAAACUGGGGGCCGCCACCGAAGUUCACAGAGGCGGCGCAUCCGACAGCAAACCAAAGCGACGCGGCGGUCAGUCAGCGUUCACAAAUGAUUUGACCGAUGUGAGUCGUGGUGGAGCUCUGCGUUUAAGAUCCGAGGCAAAUCGGCACAAGAAAAUGACCAAGAUUGCUGCCAAGAAGAAAGCAAGCAGCGUCAAACUGACAAACAAGGCGGGAAAGAAUAAGUUCAACAAGGGCAAGAACUUCGGAGGACCUCGUCACGCCAAGAAGGAUAAAAAGAAGUAGAGCUGCAAACUACGCUAUGUUAAAUAGUAAACUUGUAAAAUAAAACUUUUUCUUCUUUAAGGCA